Messenger RNA from Mangifera indica (mango), 609 nucleotides. RefSeq names its product protein GAST1-like. NCBI's taxonomy places the organism in Eukaryota, Viridiplantae, Streptophyta, Magnoliopsida, Sapindales, Anacardiaceae. The coding region runs from base 77 to 421 and encodes 114 amino acids. The transcript is spliced from 4 exons. The record is from RefSeq and is a predicted model, not a curated record.
AUAGUUUUCACACAACAACAGUCCUCACUCACACUUGCUCUCUUUGCAUUCAAUUUUCUGUCUUCUCUAGACAACAAUGGCUAGAUUCCUCAGCAUUCUCUUACUUUUCGUGGCUUCCAUGCUUGUUUUGCAUGCUGGAAAGCAGGGUGCUAUUGCAGGAGAUACAACUUCUACCCUGCUAAAGGCACAAGGCAACCAUGGAACGUACGGGACCACACCGGGCAGCCUCCAUCCUCAGGAAUGUGCUCCAAAAUGUACAUACAGAUGCUCAGCCACAUCCUACAAGAAACCAUGCAUGUUCUUCUGUCAAAAAUGCUGCGCAAAGUGUCUGUGUGUGCCCUCUGGCACCUAUGGCAACAAGCAAACUUGUCCUUGCUACAAUAAUUGGAAGACCAAGAGAGGAGGCCCCAAGUGCCCCUGAAUUUAUUAACAAAUAUUUGUCUGUGUCACCACUUCUAAAUUAUCAUAUCUAAUUAUUAAUGAAUUAGCCUAUUGUUUUGCUUAAUUUGUAACCAAUUUGGCAUUUUGUUUUCUUAGAUAAAUGCGUUCUCUAUAAGCAACGUGUAAUUCAUUUUUAGUUAUUGAUUUUGGCCCUAUUAUUUUUAAUAA